Messenger RNA from Gadus chalcogrammus (walleye pollock), 1100 nucleotides. It is a transcript of the gene stx10, whose product is annotated as syntaxin-10. Lineage: Eukaryota; Metazoa; Chordata; Actinopteri; Gadiformes; Gadidae. The transcript is spliced from 9 exons. Gene Ontology annotation, biological process: Golgi vesicle transport. The record is from RefSeq and is a predicted model, not a curated record. Gene Ontology annotation, cellular component: membrane. Bases 46 to 780 code for a protein of 244 amino acids.
UGCCAAUAGUGCGCAUGCGUGGCUUCCAGGGUGGAAGGGAUCAACAUGUCGCUGGAGGAUCCGUUUUUCGUAGUGAAGGGGGAGGUGCAGAAGGCCCUGUCCCGUGCACGGGGGUUGUUUGACAGAUGGGAGGAACUGUUGCAGGAGUCCACACAGGUGAGCCGGGAUGAGCUGGACUGGAGCACCAAUGAGCUGAGGAACUGUCUGCGGGCCAUCGACUGGGACCUGGAAGACCUCAGCGAGACCAUCAGCAUCGUCGAGUCCAAUCCGGGAAAGUUCCGCCUGGGGGAGAAUGAGCUGCAGGAGAGGCGGGCCUUCGUGGAACAGACCAGGCUCUCUGUACAGGAGAUGAAGGAGCAGCUGUCCAGCCCUACAGCUGUGGCCCAGGUAGAGAAGAAGAGCCGACAGGUUCCGUCAGGUUCAGAGCGCUCCACAGGUCUGGAGGCUCACCUGGUGUCCGCUAACUCCAGAUACAUCACAGAGCAGCAGGAGCAGCAGCAGCUGAUAGUGCAGGAGCAGGAUGAGCAGCUGGAGCUGGUGUCGGGGAGCAUCAGGGUUCUUAAAGACAUGUCGGGACGUAUCGGGGACGAGCUUGACGAACAGGCUGUCAUGCUGGGAGAUUUUGGAGACGAGAUGGACCAGACAUCCUCACGCAUGGAUAGCGUCCUGAAGAAGCUGGAGAAGGUCUCCCACAUGACCAGCAGCCGGAGACAGUGGUGUGCCAUCGGGGUGUUGGCGGCCAUCAUGCUAGUGGUGCUCAUCCUCAUCUUCGCCCUGUGAGGUCCUGCUGCCAUCACCCCACCCGCCCAUCCCAGAAUCCCCUUCACUAGUGGAGCCAUCGCAGGUGGAUGAGCGAAUGAGCAGACGGGGAAAAAUAAGAGGAACGUUUGAGAGAAUCUUCCCCUGCCUCCCUUUCUCCUAGAGACGGAGGGGUCGGUGGAGGCGGACCUUGUGGUAUCCUAAAGCUGCUCCCACCUGCGCUUUUAACCAUUUUUUACCAAGUCACUUUCAAGUUGUUUUUUUACUGUGUGUCUGGACGGGUGGUUGUUCAACGUCAACACAUUUCUGUUACUGGAAUGGCUAAGAAGGUACUUACUAUG